AAUCCCUCCUCUUCUUCCCACCUCUUCAAAUUCAUUGGCUGCCGGAGGAGCAGCGACAAUGUUUAAUGCACCAUGCGGUGUCCGGAGUUCAGUCAGUGAGAGGAAGCGUUCAAUGUGCUCAGGACUGUUUGACGUGCGGGAAAUACUAAAGAACGAUAGUGCGUAAAGCUACCCCUUUCCUUUCUGUCAGCCGCGGGGAGACUUGUGGCAGAAUGCGGGGUUGUUGCUGACCACCUCCUCAGCAGCUGUCUCUCUAUCUCUCUGUGUUUCUCCCUCUUUCUCUGUGUGUGUGUGGACUUUGACGGGGGACGCGGACAAGGACAAAAUGCCACUACGGGAUUCGGUCUCUGUGCGCUGUUUCGGAGAUAAAAAAACACCACCCACCGCUUUCUGAGAAAAUAUCUAACUUUGGAUCUACCUUUCCGCACAUCUGGAUUUCUCUCCUCCUCUCCUCCAGUUUUCCUUCCUGAUGAACGGUGACUCACUGCAGGCAGAAGGCGAGCCGCUGCAUCCUAAUCAGACAGCGGAGAGGACUUCAGCUCAUUGACAUUACAGUCAUACUUUUCUGGAGCACUUUUUUUAUUUCCACUGCGCUGCACUGUAGCCUGCGUGUGCAUCGGGAGCUCGUGGCUUUUCCCCGCACACAGAGGGGGAAAGAGGAUACGGGAGGUACCUACUCUGCUGUGGCUGAGGGGAUGAAACUCUCCUUGAACCCUACUGGAACUGACUAUUCCAAUUUUUGCGCUUCUAUUUUCUGGACUAUUGCAGCAGUUUGUGAUGGUGGUAUGAGUGAACACUUACAAUGACUAUUCUGUUUGGGGACUGGAUCGCGAUUAUUGCUCAGAUGAGUCUGGGCGCUCAGCUGAAUAUAAAUUAGGUGUUCGGCUCUACAGAUUGCUGGAAGAGGCAGAGGAAGAGAGAGAAAGAGCAAAGACAAUCCACAAAGACAAAUGCCAAGGCCUCACAUGAUGAACAGAACUCUUUAUUUGAUCCUGAAUAAUAGAAAUACCAAAUUUGAGGAAGAAAUCAACAGGUCAACGGAGGAAUAAACACCACAGAUAAUCGCAGCUUUUACAGAGUGGGGAUGUAUCUUUCUAUUUUCUUUUUCCUUCUCUUAUGGGCUCAAGCCCUGACAUUGAAAAACUUGAAUUACUCUGUCCCAGAGGAACAGGGUCCAGGGACAGUUAUUGGGAACAUUGCCAAAGAUGCCAGACUUGGACUGGAGCAGACUGGGCCGGGAGGACAGGGUAAGAAAGCCAACUUCAGGGUGCUGGAGAACUCAGCUCCGCAUCUCAUCGACGUAGACCCCCAAAGCGGACUGUUGUACACAAAGCAGCGCAUCGACAGGGAAACAUUGUGUAAGAGAAACCCCAAGUGCCAGCUCUCCAUGGAGGUGUUUGCCAACGACAAGGAGAUCUGCAUGAUCAAAAUAGAUAUCCAGGAUAUUAAUGACAAUUCACCAGCUUUCCCCUCUGAUCAGAUUGAUAUUGACAUUUCUGAAAAUGCAGUGCCAGGGACACGCUUUCCUUUGACCAGUGCUCAUGACCCAGAUGCAGGAGAAAACGGCCUGAAAACUUAUCAGAUAACACGCGAUGACUACAAUCUCUUCUCCUUGGAGGUAAAAGCCCGCGGGGAUGGGACUAAAUUCCCAGAAUUAGUUAUUCAAAGACCACUGGACCGAGAAGAACGAAGCCAUCACACCCUUAUUCUGUCAGCCACUGAUGGAGGGGAGUACCCUCGAUCAGGUACCAUGCAGAUAAAUGUGAAAGUUAUUGAUUCCAAUGAUAACAGCCCUGUGUUUGAUCAGCCCUCAUAUGUAGUAGAAAUCCCAGAAAAUUCCGCUCCAGGUAAAGUUCUGAUUGAUUUAAAUGCAACAGAUCCUGAUGAGGGCAACAACGGACAAGUGGUCUAUUCUUUUAGUGGUUACGCCCCAGAGAGAAUCCGGGAGCUCUUCUCCAUAGACUCCAGGACGGGAGUCAUAAAGAUUCAAGGGGAAAUCGACUAUGAAGAGAGCCCAGUUAUAGAGAUUGACGUCCAGGCAAAGGAUCUGGGUCCAAAUCCAAUCCCAGGCCAUUGUAAAGUCACUGUUAAAGUGCUUGACAGGAAUGAUAACUGGCCAUCUAUAGGCUUUGUUUCAGUGAGACAGGGAGCCAUCAGCGAGGCAGCACCUCCAGGCACUGUCAUUGCUCUGGUCCGUGUCACAGACAAGGACUCAGGGAGGAACGGGCAGCUUCAGUGCAGAGUGUUGGGUAAUGUCCCUUUUAAACUUGAGGAGAACUAUGAUAACUUCUAUACGGUGGUGACAGACCGGCCCCUGGACAGAGAAGUGCAGGAUGAGUACAAUGUCACCAUUGUAGCCAAAGACAACGGGCUUCCUCCUCUUAAUUCCACUAAAUCCUUCACUGUGAAGAUUCUGGAUGAGAAUGAUAACGUUCCCCGCUUCACUAAAUCAGUUUACCUUCUUCAGAUACCUGAGAACAACAUUCCUGGGGAGUACCUGGGUUCAGUUCUGGCACAUGAUCCAGACCUUGGCCAGAAUGGAACAGUGUACUACAGCAUAGUGAACUCCAACGUGAGCGGGGGUGAUGUCAACACGUAUGUUAAUGUGAACGCUGCAAAUGGAGCCAUCUACGCUGUGAGAUCUUUCAACUACGAGCAAAUUAAGUAUUUUGACUUCAAGGUUCUCGCUAAAGAUAACGGAUCCCCGCACCUGGAGAGCAACGCAACAGUGCGCAUCAGCGUCCUGGAUGUCAAUGACAACAUCCCUGUCAUAGUUCUUCCCUUGCUCCUGAAUGACACAGCUGAAAUCCACGUGCCUCGUAAUGUUGGCGUCGGCUACAUCGUCACCACGGUGAGAGCGGUGGAUAACGACUACGGGGAGAGCGGGAGGCUCACCUACGAAAUUUCAGACGGCAAUGAGGAGCACCUCUUUGAAAUUGAUCCUGUGACAGGGGAAGUGCGAACAUCCCACCCAUUCUGGGAUGACGUGAACCCGAUUGUGGAGUUGAUCAUCCGAGUGGCCGACCACGGCAAGCCGACUCUCACCGCCGCUGCCAGGCUCAUAAUCAAGGCCUCCGAUGGACGCCCGCCUGAUGGACUGCCCCGCACUAAGGACAAUCAGAAUUGGGACAUGUCCCUUCCUCUCAUUGUGACUCUCAGCAUCAUAUCCAUCAUGCUUCUGGCUGCGAUGGUGACUAUAGCAAUUAAGUGCAAGCGGGAAAACAAGGAGAUCCGAACCUAUAAUUGUCGCAUUGCAGAGUACUCGCACCCUCAGCUGGGAAAAGGCAAGAAGAAGAAGAUUAACAAGAACGACAUCAUGCUGGUGCAGAGCGAGGUGGAGGAGCGGGAUGCCAUGAAUGUGAUGAAUGUGGUAAGCAGCCCUUCCUUGGCCACCUCUCCCAUGUACUUUGACUACCAGACACGCCUGCCACUCAGCUCACCAAGGUCAGAGGUCAUGUACCUCAAGCCCACUGCCAAUAACCUCAGCGUGCCCCAAGGCCACGUGGGAUGCCACACCAGCUUCACAGGCCCAGUCACCAGCACUACAGACACACCUACUAACCGCAUGUCCAUCAUACAGACGGACAAUUUCCCCACUGAGCCUAAUUAUAUGGGUAGCAGACAACAGUUUGUUCAGAGUAGCUCGACAUUUAAAGACCCAGAGCGAGCCAGCCUAAGAGACAGCGGGCAUGGCGACAGCGACCAGGCCGACAGCGACCAGGACACCAACAAAGGCUCCUGCUGCGACAUGUCUGCAAAAGAAGCCCUCAAGUUAAAGGCCACGGGCGUGAAACCUCCACCUCUGGAGCAAGAUGAGGAUUGUGUGAACUGUACGGAGGAGUGCCGAGUUCUGGGUCAUUCUGACCGCUGUUGGAUGCCCCAGUUCCCCGCUGGAGGAAACCAGGCAGAGGGCAUCGACUACCGCAACAACAUGUUCGUACCAGCAGGGAUGGAGACUGUUCCGGAGACAGAAACCUACGAGGCGGUCAACCCCAACGGCAAGAAGACGUUUUGUACCUUUGGGAAAGAGAGGCGUGAUCACACCAUCCUGGUCGCCAAUGUCAAGCCGUACUUGAAAGCAAAACGUGCCCUCAGUCCACUGCUCCAGGAGGUUCCCUCAGCCUCCAGCAGUCCUACCAAAGGUUGCUCCACCAUGUCUCCCUGCUCCUCAAUCAAAAGCCCAGCCGACGGAGCUGAAGGCAAACCUCCUCCUGCCACCUGCUCCGGUCACUACGGGCCUCCUGACGGCCAGUACCUGUCACCAACCAAACAAAGCAGAGAACAGGGCGUCUACCCGCCCUUACCUCCCUCAGAUCCGGUAGCCAAGGUGCUCGCAGAGGCCCGCUCCAGGAUAAGCCAAGAGGCAACAGGUGAGAUGGAGUCUGUCCUGGAGCACGUUGAGCCAGGGAACGCAAACCGCGACAGAAUGGACGCUGACCAGGUGGUGAGAGACAUCGACAAACUAUUGCAGGACUGCAGAGGAAGUGAGGGCACUGGCACGCUCAGGAAGUGACACAAGGGACUAAAACAGAAAACAGCGGGGAGGAAGAGAGAGGAAUAGAAUAUUAUUCCAAAAACUCUCAUGCCAAAACUUUCACCAAAACAAAUCAGAAAGGUUAAACGGCUCGUACGAUUGGAGCUUUUUUUCACUGUAUUUGUUGUUGAAAAGUACCGACACUGGACGGGAAACAGGAACAUUUAUAAUGUCAGUGAUUUGCACCAGUUUUGGUGCUGCGAUCCCUUCCAACAGAGAGGAACUUGGUACAAAACAUCUGGAUUCUACUGAAUUUAUAAACUCUUUGUUUUGGAUUCUUAAACAAAUUGCAGAGGCUUUGCUUCUGGCACCUCGCAAACUAUUAUCUAAGUGCCCACCAGCUCAUAAGUGUGUUGUUCAUGGUCUCUUGUGAAACCCUACAUAUCCAAGUGUGUGUAGGUGGAUUUCUGUUAUGUGUGAUGGCCAUAGAAACUGAACGACAAAGGACUUUUAAUGGUCAGACACGACAAUCGAACAGAGAGAUUCUAAUCUAUUUGGGACGGUGAAAACACGAAACAACCUUAUCUUUUCUGACUUUAAUGUUUGCGUCAAACGUGUGAUGGAUCCUGUAUCACGGUAUGAAGAGAUCGGUGGAUCAGGUCCGCUUGUGUUGGUUGUGGACUCGGGGGGUCGUUGGGGCUUCGAUGCUUCGCUGAAGGAGAAUUAUUAACAGUGUAACCAUUGUUUCACCUGUCAUUUGUAGCCACAUGUGUAAGUUGUGUCUGUCUCACGCCUCUAUUUAAACAUUCAUGUUGCUGACCGGUGUAGCUGCACACACCAAUUUUACACAUGUGCACUACACGUGCUGACACACUCACAUGCACUGAUACCCCAAACACACACACACACAUACACGCACUUAUGCUUAAACACAAGUGGCCAUCUGUGUAAUUGUCUUCUACAUGAACAUCAUCAGCUUCUGUCCCUUGUGUACAGUGAAUAAUCAUGUGUGUGACUCUGCCUUAAGGCAAUCACAAGUUGUAUAAAAAGGGACAUUUUUCCUCAACUGUGAAAAGAUGAUAUCUAUAUGAUGAUAUAGAUGAUUAUAUGUAUGAAUCCAUGUAUAGUGUCCAAAUAUUAACUGAAUAUUUAUACAUUUUUUAAGAAAAAAAGAAAUGAGGAAUCUCAGCAACAAAGUGUCCUCAAGUAAAGGUGGAGAACGGGGUAUUAACUCAAAGAACUGCAAAGGACACUGCCAUUGUUUCGAAGUACCCAAAAAUAUAAACAAACAACAAAAUGUCCCUUCACAUUAUCACUAUACAUAAUAUCAUUAUAUGUGUAAAUGUAUCCGAUUUAGAUGUGUUUACAUCAAAAAAUUGACAUAUUUUUAUUGAUUUUACUGCAAUUUCUGUGCAUUUGAGCCAAAUUGUUAUGUGUACAAAAGCUAUAUUGUGUAUUUUAUUAAAUUAAUAUAUAGUUGUGUUGCAAUAUACAUGGGCUUAUAUUGUAUUUGGCAAAAGUUGCCUUAGUAGCUGUCGAACUCUGUGAGUUUGCUUUAGUUUGGGUUUUUUUUUCUUGGUGGUUUUUUUUCCUCUCUACUCUGCAUCUUUGCAGGCUGGCUUCAGUGCUUUUGAGAUGUCGCCUCUUUUUACCCUGAGAUCCAGCUGGAUCAGAUACAAUAACUGUUAAAAGCUUAAUGAGCCAGCUGAUCUAGAAUACAAUUCAAAAACCAACAACAAAAAGCAACAACGACAAGAAAAACAUUAAAAAAAAAAAACAGCAAAAAAAAAGGUUUGAAUAUUUUUACUGAGCAAGAUUUUUACAGGGCAGCUAUUUUUCUUUAACAAUAACUAGGAUGCGGAUUUUGUGUUCAUUACGUUUUUACUUUCUUUCCAAAAAAAGAAACCUGCCAUAUGGAAGGUGGAGUGGUUUCCUUGGUGAUCAUAAAACUGCCUUACUGUCUCUGCGGAGAGCUUGUUGUAUCUGUGGAGCUUGUGACUGCUUCUAAAGCCCUGGUCCACCAGAAUGUGCAUUUUCUACAAAGGACCAAAAGAGGUUCUUUUUCAGCAGUCUGUGUUGUUUCUGUAUGUACUCCUUCUCGAUACAUGUUAGAAUUCUCAUUCUUUGCAGAGAAACUUGACAUCUGAAAUUCUAUCUGAAGUUUCUUUUGAAUUUGAUGUCUUAGCUGUUUAGGUACACGGUUUAUAUAACCAAGUGUCUUCACAUUCAGGCUUUCUUAAAUAAAAAAAUGAUACAGACAUUUAUUUUUGAAAAUUUUGGCACAUUUCGGCCACCCUCUGAGAUAAGAAUUGGAGGUGCUUUUUCUAAUAUUCUCUGUGCGUUAAAUAAGCAGAACAGUAGGCGGUUAGAUUAGACGUGUUCUGGGGGAAAAUGACCAUAAUCACCAAAUCUAAGGGAAAUGCAGCCAUGAGAGGGAACAGUGACUUACACUCACACGGCUCCUGGUGUGUUCAGUGUCUCUGAGCUGAGUUGGAAUCUUGACGGCAGAUAUUACACAACCUCCAAACAUGUCACAUCUGAGUAUUUUGGUAUCUCUCUGCUCCUGCUUUAUUUUCUUAAUCGACUUACAUGUUUGGACAUCCUCCUGUCAUUCUGCCAUCUUGCUGUUUCUGUAGCCUACUUGCCAUCGUUUCUUUUAUUCACUUUUCAUUUGCUUACUUUUCUCCGCGGCUGUUUGCUCUGUCGCCCUGAGGAGCAAAGUAAGUCGUAGCUUUUCUCCUCUCUUUCGUCUGUAAAGUAUUUGGUUUCGGUUUACCCUUGCUCUUUUUUUCCCUUUGGAGAUAGCAGCGGCUGUUUUCAGAGAGGGCUUGGAAGAUUUGACAGAGGAGGAAAAUAUUUAUGAGCAUUCUAAAAAGAUUCUUUUUUUUCCUCGGUGAUCUCACUCAAAUAUCUGGAUAAAUCAAGCAGGCCUGACAUUAACAUCAUAAACACAGCACAAACAGUUUAAAUGUGCUGUUCAAAGUGCACGCUGCAAGUGAGAUCUGAACAAAACUGCUGCUUUGCACACACCCACACACACAAAUAACCCGGGCACUCCAGCAGCACACUGCCUUUCAUUUGAAUGCAUCGCCCCUUAAAGGUAAAGCGAAGGCUGAAAGAGAGGGCAAACACUACCCAGACAAAUGUGACACUUCCACACUUGUGUUCAUGCUUUAUUUCCUCUUUAUCUCAUUGUGCUCAGUCUUCAUGCUAGAUCAAGCAUUUUCUACUCUGUGUGUGUGUAUGUAUGUGCCUGAUUCCCCUCCAUGUCGACAAAACAAUUCCUUUCCUAUUAUUUAAUUUCUUUCAUCUGCGCGCUAAAGAUUUAAUUCCAACUCGCAUUAAAGCUCUGCUGCUGCUGCUGCUGCGCUCCAGCUUUUAUUUGGGCAUUAUUUUAGACAAAGUGCAAAGGUCACCCCCAGGAUUGUGUCUGUUACUCAGUCUGGCUGCCACACACAGUCACUGUCAACAUCUAAAGUGCUGUCCCCUCUAAUGGCGUUCCACUGGCUCGGCCGCUGUCUGUAUACUCACGACCUGUGGGCACGAAAUGAGCCGGGGUCCAGUGGAUGGAGGGUUCUCUUCAAAGCCAUGGCCCCUCUCUCAGGCUAUUUUCUGUCUAAUAGAGCAGAGGCCGCCGCUGCCGAGGUCAACUCAUAGUUGGAGAUUGAGCGCGAUGUAAGGCCUCUCAUUAUUGACUAAUUACGCCCUGUUGGCAUCAUAGACUGUUGGCAGUGCAUUACUCAGCUCUAGAGUGGGUUCUUUUUGCCCACUUCAGACUGUUGAUUUUACCAAGUGAUUAGGACAGGGCCUUGUUGAAUGUGGCGAAGCGCCUCUGGUCUCUGACUCACACUGAUGCAGGUGCACGCAGACUCAGACAGCCACUCGCUUCACACGCACGCACACACACACACAGACAACAUGCCAUUUUGGUUAGUUAAAACAGGCACUUAAUGUUCGUCAGUGUCGUUCCCUCACCCUCUCCUUCCUUUCCCUCCAAAGCCCACACUGAUAGCAUAGGGCUCCACGCUAUAACGGGCAUCUGGUGCAAAAAAGAUGGCCAGAGACAUUCAUUUGUAUGGAUUAUUUCAACUGCUAUUGUCUAAAGGCUGUGUUCAUUGUGAUCUAUCUGAAAAAAAGAUGAAAAGAUCAAAU
This is a messenger RNA of Notolabrus celidotus (New Zealand spotty), 8626 nucleotides long. RefSeq names its product protocadherin 17 (gene pcdh17). The coding region runs from base 1085 to 4513 and encodes 1142 amino acids. The transcript has 5 exons. The record is from RefSeq and is a predicted model, not a curated record. Gene Ontology annotation, cellular component: plasma membrane. Gene Ontology annotation, biological process: homophilic cell-cell adhesion. Lineage: Eukaryota; Metazoa; Chordata; Actinopteri; Labriformes; Labridae. Gene Ontology annotation, molecular function: calcium ion binding.